Symbiodinium pilosum is the source of this 283-nucleotide messenger RNA. NCBI's taxonomy places the organism in Eukaryota, Dinophyceae, Suessiales, Symbiodiniaceae. The record is from the annotation of a GenBank genome assembly.
AUGGAUGGUGAUGCUGGCUUCCUUGCACCAGAGUACCGGCACUAUGAUAGUGGCAUGAGUGGUGACGCAUAUGUGCAUGGAGAUGCUGGCUCCCUGCUAUCAGGCGGUUCCAUGGACGAUGCCUAUGCUUCCGGCCAUCACGUCGUUGUUGGUGGUGAUGCUAGCUCACUGCCACCCGGCUACACUUACCAUGGUGGGCAAUAUUACCAUGAUGGGCACGUUGUGAGUGUAGAUGCGAUCCCCGGCUACCAGUACCAUGACGAUUCUGCGUACGCGAUGGGUG